GGCCAAUAUCUUAAAGCUGAAGCUCUCUUUCCGAAAAGGGAUACGAAAUUUCCCCAAAUUCCAUUCCAUCGAAUCCAAAUCAAACCCUCGAUUUUUUCUUUCUCUGUUACAAAACAGAGAGAGACCGAACCUAUUUCACUCUCUCUGUCUCAAGCUUCUCAAUUUAUUCUCUAAAAAUGGCGAACAGUAAUCUACCACGAAGGAUUAUCAAGGAAACUCAGCGGCUACUCAGUGAACCAGCUCCUGGAAUUAGUGCUUCUCCUUCAGAAGAUAACAUGAGAUAUUUUAAUGUUAUGAUUCUUGGUCCAACACAGUCUCCAUAUGAAGGUGGGGUUUUUAAAUUGGAACUAUUUCUGCCUGAAGAAUAUCCAAUGGCUGCGCCUAAGGUCCGCUUUCUAACUAAAAUUUACCAUCCCAACAUCGACAAGCUUGGAAGAAUAUGUCUUGAUAUCCUGAAAGACAAAUGGAGCCCUGCCCUCCAGAUUCGUACUGUGCUACUAAGUAUUCAAGCACUUCUUAGUGCCCCAAACCCAGAUGAUCCUCUUUCUGAAAACAUUGCCAAGCACUGGAAGGCAAAUGAGGCAGAGGCAGUUGAAACAGCCAAAGAAUGGACUAGGCUAUAUGCCACUGGUGCAUGACAAUGUGGCAACAUGGAGUUAUUGGUUUUGGAGUGUUGGUGGCUGUUAUAAGAGAAUAACGUAUAAUGCAAUGUCAUUCAGAUGGUUGAUAAUUCCCAACAAAAAAAAAAAAGUAAUCAGAUGCUUGUUCUUAUAUUAAAACAAAGAAGUUUACCCCAAUUAACCGAAAAGAUCAAAUAUGACAAUUCAAUUAGAUAUGUAAUGAAUUUAGAUUGUACUUGGUUUUCUUUUUGUUGCAGUUGUAAUUGCCAAUGUGAUUUAAUGUCUCCGUUGAAACUCCUUCAGGAAAUUGUUCUGUAUGAAAAAUGUAACUGCAUAUGUCCAUCAGUGAUUCUGCCAAUGAUUCCUGUUUACUUUUA
Messenger RNA from Papaver somniferum (opium poppy), 997 nucleotides. RefSeq names its product ubiquitin-conjugating enzyme E2 36-like. Gene Ontology annotation, cellular component: nucleus. The transcript has 8 exons. Gene Ontology annotation, biological process: DNA damage tolerance; protein K63-linked ubiquitination. The record is from RefSeq and is a predicted model, not a curated record. Gene Ontology annotation, molecular function: ubiquitin conjugating enzyme activity. Bases 177 to 638 code for a protein of 153 amino acids. Lineage: Eukaryota; Viridiplantae; Streptophyta; Magnoliopsida; Ranunculales; Papaveraceae.